Messenger RNA from Gasterosteus aculeatus aculeatus (three-spined stickleback), 1943 nucleotides. RefSeq names its product SPT7 like, STAGA complex subunit gamma (gene supt7l). Gene Ontology annotation, molecular function: protein heterodimerization activity; transcription coactivator activity. The record is from RefSeq and is a predicted model, not a curated record. Lineage: Eukaryota; Metazoa; Chordata; Actinopteri; Perciformes; Gasterosteidae. Gene Ontology annotation, cellular component: SAGA complex.
UUUAAUUUGUGUAUAAUUGAACUGUCUAAACGUGCUCAGCUUACUCCUUCAUAACGUGGUCGUUAGUCGUUUCUCCUCCGUGAAGGACUUUAAUGUUUUCUUUAAUGCUCAUGUUGCACCAAACUGCAGACACCUGCCACACGUUGUUUACUUGGUGUUCGGGAGACAAGCAUACGUGUUAAACCGUAACUUCAGUGCCCGCGCGAAUCGAUGCUAAUCUACUGUAUGUAUGUAUUUUGUGUCUGUGUAAUUGUGCCGACAAGUGCAUUGUCUCUUGAAAACGAAUGAAUCUUGUGCACAUUUGCCACCAUGUCAUCAGUUAUUCGAUUGGCGUCAUCGUCCCAUGGCAAUUAAGUUUAGAUCUAAUUACAGUCUGAGUCUGUCUUUUCGGCUUUGAUCCCCCACCAUGAUGCGUUACUGGGGCGAGAUCCCUGGGCCUGCAGGGGCUCCGCCCAGUCGCAGCUCCUUCGACUUGCUCCAGCGGGAGUUUCGCUCCGUGGAGAUGCAGGACCCUCCCCUGCAUCAGCCCUCGGCCCAGCGUCCACGACCCACCACCAUGUUGGACAUCCCCUCGGAGCCCUGUAGCCUCACCAUCCACACCGUGCAGCUGUGUCAACACGCCCGCCGCCUCCGUAGCCUCCUGUCGGCGGCUCAGGGUCAGAGCUUGGCACCCUCCGAGGGGGGCAGCAAGCUGGAGGAGGCGGAGGCAAACCUGCCCCUGUGUCCUCCCACCCCACCUGUCAUGCCAGACGACCUGCUGCCCGUUGACAGCAAAGCGCCGCGACAGCCCUUCCUCCUCCGCCACAGUGACCCUGAAAGUGACUUCUACAAGGGUAAAGGCGAGCCUGUCACAGAGCUGAGUUGGCCUUCUUGCAGGCCACUUCUCUAUCAGUCAGUGGCCACCAUCUUGGCCCACGCUGGCUUUGAGUCGGCCCAGGAGAGCGUGCUGGAAACCCUGACGGACCUGGUCCAUGAGCACUACAUGCGGCUCUCCCGCAUGCUCCGCGUGGCGGUGGACCGCGAGGCCCGACUGGGAGCGAGUCCCUUCCCAGACGUGGUGGAGCAAGUGUUCCACGAGGUGGGCAUUGGCAGCGUGCUGGCCCUGCAGCGCUUCUGGCAAGUGAGGAUCAAGGACUAUCACAACUACAUGCUGCAGGUGAGCAAAGAUCUGUCAGAAGAAUAUGAACGAUUGGUGAACCCAGAAAAGGCUUUGGAGGACUCCAAGCCCCCAAGGAUUAAGGAGGAGCCCAUGAAUGACAUCUCGUUCCCCGUUAGCGAGGAGCUGGAGGCUGACCUGGCCUCUGGGGACCAAGCUCUGCCCAUGGGGGUCCUCGGGGCCCACGCUGAGAGGCUGGCGUCGGCGCUGGUUGGUGACCAUUCUCCUCACACCUCAGGUGGUGUUGGGACCAACAGCUCCCCUCUGUGGCCUCAAGUAAAAAUGGAGCCGCAGGAUGCUGAGGAGGGCCAGGGCGCCGGCAACCAUCAGCACCACCACCACGCCGUCUUGGGUGGUGACGUGUUUGAGGAGGGGGGGCCCAUGUCCACCAUGAGUGAGUCCGGGGGAGCCAUGGCAGCCUCUCCUGGGGGAGUGGCGUCAGACGCCAGCUACGCGUCCCAUUCGCCCGAUUCCUUGAUGGGCGCGUCGCCCGUUUUCAACCAAAGGCCCAAGAAGCGAACGAGGAAGAUGUGAGGAUGCGUUCAAGGAAGCUGGAACCGCUGAUAACUGAACUCUGAACACAAAAGCUGACGGUGAAACCCACCAGCUGUUCUGCUGCCAACAUGAACAGCCACUUCAUAAGCUUACGUAAAUGUCAUGAACGGACUGGACUGCUGUGACGAGGGGUACAGUUUCAGUGUACAGUUUCUCUCAAAUUAGCGGAAGGCUUUGCCGUUUAAUUCAUGACAGGGUUUAUUGUGAAAAGAAUAAAACAUCUUUAAGAAUA